Messenger RNA from Columba livia (rock pigeon), 2919 nucleotides. It is a transcript of the gene C5AR1, whose product is annotated as complement C5a receptor 1. The transcript has 5 exons. Gene Ontology annotation, molecular function: G protein-coupled receptor activity; complement component C5a receptor activity. Bases 1101 to 2150 code for a protein of 349 amino acids. NCBI's taxonomy places the organism in Eukaryota, Metazoa, Chordata, Aves, Columbiformes, Columbidae. The record is from RefSeq and is a predicted model, not a curated record. Gene Ontology annotation, biological process: inflammatory response; phospholipase C-activating G protein-coupled receptor signaling pathway; positive regulation of cytosolic calcium ion concentration. Gene Ontology annotation, cellular component: plasma membrane.
CGUGAGCGAGGACGGGGACAGCGCGGGGCCGUCGAGCGAAGGCCGAACCCCCCGCAGUGCGUCCCCAAAAAGCCCCCCCCGUGCCGUUGUCACCCCCCCCCCAUCCCACCGGUCCUUUGUCCCCUUUGUGGGGGGGUCACCAACUCGCCACCGAUUGGGGGGAGGAGAUGGACUUGGCCUCUCCCCGCAGCAGCGUUGGGGACAAUGGGGACAAUCCCUUUGGCCCUAAAUCCACUGGGGACCCCGGCGAGACUCCAGGUUUAAGCCCCGGGGGGUCGCCCCGGGGGGGUCACAACCCCCAGCCCCCCCCCCGAAAAGGAAGCGGCGCCCCCAAAAGCCUCAACGGGGACCACGGCGACGCAAGGAGCCGUGGAAUUUCCCCCCGACGCCGUGGAGAUCACGGAUUUCCAGCGGGACGCGCCGCGAUGUCCUCGAGCCGCCCCCCCCGCGACACCGUGAGCAAAACCGGGGGGGGGACACGACACCAAAAUGACAUUUUGGGGGGGGGGGGAUGCAGAAAAACCACCUUUUUGGGGGGUUCAGCCCUUUUUUGGGGUCCCCCCUUUGGCUUAUUUUGGUCCCCCCCUUGAAUUUUUGGGGUCCUCCCUCGAAUUUUUGGGGUCCCCCCCUCAUUUUGAACCUAUCACGGUGGUUUUUUGGGGGGGGUCCCGGUAGAUUUGGCGACGCCGUUUGCACCCCCGACGUCACUUUGGGGGCGAUUUUGGGGGUGAUUCUUGGCUUUUUGGGGCUUUUUGGGAGGAGAUUUGGGGGUGAAAGGAGCAGUUUAAGCUUCGAUCCCCUCCGGGACUUUGUGUCCCCAACCCGGUGUUAAUCUGGAGCUGAAAUGAGGCCAAAACCCCCCCCCAAAAUGACAUUUUGGGGGGGUCAACGCUUCGUUGGCCUUUGGGUCCCCCCCCCCCCAAGUUGUUGCUGCUUCUCCUUUUUGGGUUUUCCCUUUUCUCUUCUUUUUUUGGCCUCCGCUUCCCCUCGGCCGCCCAUAAAACCUCCUCGGCACCCAUUUGGCACCCAUUUGGCACCCAUUUGGCACCCGGAGCGGCCGGGACGCAGGCUGCGGUUUCCGGUUGAGCGGCCGCUGCACCAUGGACGACUUGACGCCCAACUACACCUUCAACUACACGUGGGACGACUACUCCAUCUACGACCUGGACGGCUACGCCGUUCCUCCCGGCCACCGCGCCAUCCUGGCCCUCUACGCCCUCAUCUUCCUCCUGGGCGUCUUGGGCAACGGCGCCGUCAUCUGGGUGACCGGCUUCGAGCUGCGUCGCACCAUCAACGGCGUUUGGUUCCUCAACCUCUCCUUGGCCGAUCUCCUCUGCUGCUUGGCCUUGCCCUUCUUGGCCUUCCCGCUGGCCCGCGACCACCACUGGCCGUUGGGCCCUUUCGCCUGCAAGUUCUUGCCGUCCCUCACCGUCCUCAACAUGUUCGCCAGCGUCCUCCUCUUGACGGCCAUCAGCGCCGACCGCUGCGCCUUGGUGACGCGCCCGGUGUGGUGCCAGAACCACCGCACGCUGCGGUUGGCGCGGGCGGCGUGCGGCGCCGCGUGGUUCUUGGCCGCGCUCCUCACCCUCCCGUCCUUCAUCUUCCGCACCGUCCGACGCGACGAUUUCUCCGACAAGACCACGUGCGUCUUGGACUACGCGGCCGUUGGGCGGCACCAACACGUCACCGAGCUCGUCACCGCCGUCACGCGCUUCGUCGCCGGUUUCUUGGUGCCGUUCGUGGUGAUCACCGUUUGUUACGGCCUCCUGCUGGCCCGCGUGCGCAGCAAGGGCUUCGCCAGGUCCAAAAAGGCCACCAAACUCAUCUUGGUGGUCAUCGUCAGCUUCUUCGUGUGCUGGUUGCCCUACCACGUGGUGGGGUUGAUCAUGGCAUCCACUCCUCCUCGCAGCGACUUGUUCAAGGGCGCCCGCGACGCCGACGCCGCCGUCACCGGCGUCGCCUACGUCAACAGCUGCAUCAACCCCAUCAUCUACGUGGUGAUGGGGCAGGACUUCAAGGACAAGCUGCGGCGCUCCUGGAGAUCCAUCCUGCGCGGCGUCCUGAGCGACGAGCCCACCAGCACCCUGGGGGACAGCAGGAUGAAGACCAAGACCACCGUGGACGACCAGAGCGUCAGCACCACCAUAUGAGCGACGCGGCGGCUCCGGCGCUUGGGUUUUGGUGAGGUGGCCGUCUUCUCCUUUCCCCACGCGUUGUCCCAUGUGGUUGUGAGUUGGGGUGUUGGCCAACCCUUGGGGACCUUCUACCGGCUUCCUCGGUGGCCUCUGAGCGACGGGAGGACUUUGGCACCGCCUGUGCCGCCAGCUCGUCACCACCCAUCAUCUCCACCACGCAAGGUGGACAUGGACCCACCUCAGGCUUUGUCGCCCCAAAAACUCAAGCCCGGCCCAAGACAGCUCGAGCCCGGCCCAAGACGACUCGCUCGAGCCCGGCCCAAGACGACUCGCUCGAGCCCGGCCCAAGACGACUCGCUCGAGCCCGGCCCAAGGCGGCUCGCUCGAGCCCGGCCCAAGGCGGCUCGCUCGAGCCCGGCCCAAGGCGGCUCGCUCGAGCCCGGCCCAAGACGGCUCGCUCGAGCCCGGCCCAAGGCGGCUCGCUCGAGCCCGGCCCAAGACGACUCGCUCGAGCCCGGCCCAAGGCGGCUCGCUCGAGCCCGGCCCAAGGCGGCUCGCUCGAGCCCGGCCCAAGGCGGCUCGCUCGAGCCCGGCCCAAGGCGGCUCGCUCGAGCCCGGCCCAAGGCGGCUCGCUCGAGCCCGGCCCAAGGCGGCUCGCUCAAGCCCGGCCCAAGGCGGCUCGCCCAAGCCCGGCCCAAAAGCUCAAGCCCGCCCCACGGAGGUGGCCGCGUCCCUCACCGUCCCCAUCGUGUCACCGUCGCCAAUAAAACUGGAGGUUCCUCAA